Molecule: messenger RNA, 14341 nt
Organism: Salvelinus fontinalis (brook trout)
Lineage: Eukaryota; Metazoa; Chordata; Actinopteri; Salmoniformes; Salmonidae
Product: chromodomain-helicase-DNA-binding protein 9-like
Exons: 40
Coding region: 323-9586 (3087 amino acids)
Molecular function (GO): ATP binding; ATP-dependent chromatin remodeler activity; protein binding
Source: RefSeq, a predicted model, not a curated record
UAAGGCUUGGCACCUGUCUUUCAGAUUCAGAAAGUUAAGAUUCAGCUAAUUUCUCUUAACUAGAUAGCUAGUUACCUGUUGUGACAGGGAAACACAUCGAGUGCCAAGCAGCCUUUUACUAGGAGGUGCAGCAAGGCUAUUGUGAAGAUUCGAUGCUCAGAUAGCCACGAGCCAUAGCUGCACUCAGAGGAUGCUGAGAGCCAGUCUGUGAUGGACAUACUGUAGCUCAGUAACACGUGACGCUCCUCAGCACCAGCUAGAACCCAGCAGAGGUCCAACGUGGGGGACUGGACUCCGGAAGACUGACCCUGGCCCCUUGGCCAUGACAGAUCCCAUCAUGGACUUCUUUGACGACCCCAACCUGUUUGUGGGAGGGCUGGAUGGGUUGGCUGAGGAGGGCUUCCCCCCUGGACCCUCGCUGGUGGAUGAGCUCAACCUCAGCGCAGGCUUUGAGCCCCUACAGGUGGAGCCGAUGGGGGCAGGGAAACACCCCGGGAUGAUCCCCACCUCCGUGCCCUCCUCCACCCAACAGAGCAUGACUUAUGGACAGCAGAUGGGGCAUUUUCCGGGCAUGAAGGCUCAGAACUCCAUGGGACAGCCCUUCGCUGGCUCUGAGGGUGUGGGUGGUGGAGGGAUGAUAGCAGCACAGCAUACCCAGUUCCAUGGACGCUCAAUUGGUCAGGCACCCCAAUCCAACGCGUUGUUUUCCAACAGCAGCCCCAUGUGGGGCAACCAGGACCAGAACGGGAACCUCUACCACUCAGUGCCCCAGCAACAACAACAACUACAUCAACAACAGCAGCAGCAACUCCACAACCAACAGCAUCACCUCCGACAGCAACAGCCACAGCAGCAGCACCACCCUUGUCAACAACAACUUCAGCAGCAGCAACACCAGCUUCUGAACCAGCGGCAGCAGCAGCACCUUCAUCAACAGGUAGUGAACCCUCAGUCUCUGCCCCAGCAACACCACAGCUUCCCCUUCCACCAGGCCAACCAACAGCCAGCUCCCCACAACCAGCAGCUUACCACUGGGGGGACCCAGUUCCACUCCAGGGCUGUGCCUAACUCAGGGGCUCUGGCCAAAGCUAAUGUGGAAACGCCCAAUGCCUCGCUGGCUGGAACCCCACCACAGCAUGGUGGCUACCAGCUGGUGCAGGGGACUCAGGGGGCCUUUCCUGGGGUAGGGCCAGAGGGCUCUAGCAUGUCCUUCUCCAUGCAGACCUGCUCCCCCAUGGCUCACACCCUGUCCUCCUGCUCAGUGAGCUCCACCACCGCCUACCCUCCCUCCCAGUACUCCUUCCCUGGCCAGGGACAGCCUGGCACCUCCAGCCUGAGCCAGCCUCUCUCUUUAGCCCCAGUGUCCAUGAUCACCACCACCACUCCCCUGCCCUCCUCAGUGCCUGAACUCUCUCUUGUGGGAGCUGGAUGUGCGUUUUCGUCUGCUCCAGGGAUGACUCAGCAUCAUCAGCCCAAGCAGGUCCCAGUCAGCCAGGCUGAGGACGAAUGUCCCUUCCGGGCUCUGCGCUGCUCCAGGCAGACCUUAGGGAACUACGACUCAUCUGAGAUGUUUGGCCAGGCCAUGAGCUGCUACCCCAGUGCAGUCAGCCAGCUCGUUCCAGACCAGCACCAGCCCCAGAACUGUGGAUCUGACUUGGAAGUUACCAGACCUCCGGCCAGCACCACUACCACUAACGGCUACGUGUCUCUAGAGGUUAGCCUGGCAGGGCUGCAAGGGGAGGUGGAGGCCCAAGGAGGGUGCUUUGAGGGCCUGGAGGCUCCGGACCUGCUGGCUGAUGAGCUGCUGCCUCAGCUGGAGGCUGCCCUCAGUCAGCACGACCACCACGACUCCAACUGUUCCUGGACCAAUGGUGGGGAUGCAGAGAGGAAUGGAAAGGGAGAGGAAGAAGAAGAGAUGAAGGAGGAAGACAGGAUCUCCAUAUCCAUGGACUACAAGAAACAGCCUCCCAAGAACAAGAAUGCUAAUGGUCCCAACAGCCACACAGCAGCGCGGGUCCUCAGCCCCCCGAUGAAGAGCAGCUCAUCCUCCUCGUCUUCGUCCUCCUACAGCUCGUCAUUGGAGAAGCGGGCCCAGCGGAGGCUGGUGAAGGAGCAGAGGGAGCAGCAGCAGCAGCAACUGAUGGAGGAGGCUGGGGAGGACAAGCAGCAGAAGGCUAACAGGAUCAUCCAUGAGGCCAUUGCUAAGGCCCGGGAGAGAGGAGAGAAGAACAUCCCCAGGGUUAUGAGUCCAGAGAGCUUCCCCUCUGGGAGCUCCUCGGCCCACAGGAGAGAGAGGGAGAGGGACAGAGACAGAGACAGGGAGAGGGACCGAGGCAACAAGACCAGGACCAAGGCCUCCAAGAAGGCCCGCAUUGUGCCCUCGUCCAAGCCCAAACAGAAAGCCAAGAUCGGGAAAAUCGUCAUUAAAUUUGGAGGGAUGAAGAAGAAGAGGGAGACAGAGUCUUCAGAGGAGGGGUCUGAUGAAGAGCGUCCGCCUCAAAGAUCCUUUAAAGACGAUGACUCGAUGCGUCGGUCGAACCGCCAGGUGAAGAGGAAGAAGUAUGCAGAGGAGGGAGAGGCCAGGGUGUCUGAUGAGGAGGUGAAGGUCGUGGUUAAAGCCAAGAGGACCAGCACUGCUGCAGCACGCAAAGAGCCAGCACAGCAGCUGUUUGUGGAAAACCCCAGUGAGGAGGAUGCUGCUGUUGUUGAUAAGAUCAUGUCAUCUCGAAUAGUCAAGAAUGAGGUCGCUCCUGGAGUUAUCGUAGAAGUGGAAGAGUUCUUUGUAAAAUACAAAAACUACUCCUACCUCCACUGUGAGUGGGCCGUAGAGCAGCAGCUGGAGAAAGACAAGAGGAUUCAGCAGAAGAUCAAACGUUUCAAGAUUAAACAGGCACAGAGAGCCCACUUCUUUGCAGAUAUGGAGGAGGAUCCCUUUAACCCUGACUAUGUGGAGGUAGACAGAGUACUGGAGGUGUCCUAUUGUGAAGACAAGGACACAGGAGAGCAGGUGGUGUACUACCUGGUGAAGUGGUGCUCUCUGCCCUAUGAAGACAGUACGUGGGAACUGAAGGGGGAUGUGGACCAGAGUAAAAUAGAGGAGUUUGAGCUGCUGCAGGCAGCAAGGCCAGACUCCCGCAGGACGGAGCGUCCCCCAGCCAGCCUGUGGAAGAAGAGGGAUCAGUCGAGGGAGUACAGUAACAGUAACGUCCUCAGGGACUACCAGCUGGAGGGAGUCAACUGGCUCCUCUUCAACUGGUACAACAGACGGAACUGUAUCCUGGCAGAUGAGAUGGGUCUGGGGAAGACCAUCCAGUCCAUCACGUUUCUGGAGGAGAUCUGGCGUGUGGGCAUCAGGGGCCCCUUCCUCAUCAUCGCCCCCCUCUCCACCAUCGCCAACUGGGAGAGGGAGUUCAGAACGUGGACCCACCUCAACGUCAUUGUCUACCACGGCUCCAUGGUCAGCAGGCAGAUGCUGCAGCAGUACGAGAUGUACUCCAGGGACACACAGGGUCGUGUGGUGCGGGGAGCCUACAAGUUCCACGCCCUCAUCACCACCUUUGAGAUGAUCCUGGGCGGCUGUCCAGAGCUCAACGCCAUCGAGUGGCGCUGCGUCAUCAUCGACGAGGCCCAUCGCCUCAAGAACAAGAACUGCAAGCUGCUAGAGGGCUUCAAGCUCAUGAAUCUGGAACACAAAGUUCUCCUGACAGGGACCCCCCUCCAGAACACGGUAGAGGAGCUGUUCAGUCUGCUGCACUUCCUGGAGCCUCAAAGCUUCCCCUCAGAGAACACCUUCAUGCUGGAGUUUGGAGACCUCAAGACUGAGGAGCAGGUCCAGAAGUUGCAGGCCAUCCUGAAGCCCAUGAUGCUGCGUCGUCUCAAGGAGGACGUGGAGAAGAACCUGGCUCCUAAGGAGGAAACCAUCAUUGAGGUGGAGCUGACCAACAUCCAGAAGAAGUACUACAGAGCCAUCCUGGAGAAGAACUUCUCCUUCCUGUCUAAAGGAGUCGGCCAGGCCAACGUCCCCAACCUGGUCAACACCAUGAUGGAGCUGAGGAAGUGUUGCAACCACCCCUACCUCAUCAAAGGUGCUGAGGAGAAGAUCUUGGAGGACUUCCGAGAGGUGUACAGCCCUGUUGCCUUUGAUUUCCACCUGCAGGCCAUGGUGCAGUCGGCUGGUAAACUGGUCCUCAUAGAUAAGCUGCUGCCCAAGAUGAAGGCCGGGGGACACAAGGUCCUUAUCUUCUCCCAGAUGGUCCGCUGUCUGGAUAUCCUGGAGGACUACCUCAUCCAGAGAAGGUACCUGUAUGAGCGUAUCGAUGGCAGAGUGAGAGGUAACCUGCGUCAGGCAGCUAUAGACCGUUUUAGCAAACCAGACUCGGACCGCUUUGUGUUCCUGCUGUGUACCCGGGCUGGAGGUCUGGGCAUCAACUUGACUGCUGCUGACACCUGUAUUAUCUUUGACUCAGACUGGAACCCACAGAACGACCUGCAGGCCCAGGCUCGCUGCCAUAGGAUUGGUCAGAACAAGGCGGUGAAGGUGUACCGUCUGAUCACCAGGAACUCUUACGAGCGGGAGAUGUUUGACCGGGCCAGCCUCAAACUGGGCCUGGACAAGGCUGUGCUGCAGAGCAUGAGUGGCAGGGAGAACAGCGUGCCGGGAGGAGGGCCGACCCAGCAGCAGCUGUCUAAGAAGGAGAUCGAGGACCUGCUGAGGAAAGGGGCGUAUGGAGCUCUGAUGGACGAUGAGGAUGAGGGGGCCAAGUUCUGUGAGGAGGACAUCGACCAGAUCCUUCAACGCAGGACCAAGACCAUCACCAUCGAGUCUGAGGGACGGGGAUCUACCUUUGCCAAGGCCAGUUUUGUGGCAUCCGGAAACCGCACAGACAUUUCUCUGGACGACCCCAACUUCUGGGACAAGUGGGCCAAGAAGGCUGAGAUUGACAUGGACUCUGCCAAUGACAGAAACAGCCUGGUAAUUGACACUCCGAGGGUGAGGAAGCAGACCCGACCCUUCAGUGCCACUAAGGACGAGCUGGCAGAGCUGUCAGAGGGGGAGAGUGACAACGAGGACAAGCCCAAGCUCCGCCGGCCCCACGACCGCCUCAACAGCUACGGCAGGACAGAGUGCUUCAGAGUGGAGAAGAACCUACUAGUAUACGGGUGGGGUCGUUGGAAGGACAUCCUGCUCCAUGGUCGAUUUAAGAAGCAGCUGACAGAGCGUGAUGUAGAGUCUAUCUGCAGAGCCCUUCUGGCCUACUGUCUGGUUCACUACCGCGGUGACGACAAGAUCAAGAGCUUCAUGUGGGACCUGAUCGCCCCCUCCGAGGACGGACAGACCAAGGAACUACAGAACCACCUGGGUCUGUCGACCCCGGUCCCCAGAGGCAGGAAGGGGAAGAAGAUGAAGACUCAGUCUAGCACGUUUGACAUCCAGAAGGCUGAGUGGAUCAGGAAGCACAACCCAGAACACAUGCUGCAGGACGAGGGAUACAAGAAGCACCUCAAACACCACUGCAACAAGGUGUUGCUGCGGGUUAGAAUGCUCUACUACCUGAAACAAGAGGUGAUGGGAAGCCAGUCACAGAAGAUACUAGACGGCGUGGACUCCAGUGAGAUCAAGAUCUGGGUUCCUGAGCCCGACAGCUCUGAGCUACCAGCCCUGUGGUGGGACAACAUCUCUGACAAGUGUCUGCUGUUGGGGGUCUACAAGCACGGUUAUGAGAAGUACAACACGGUGCGUGCAGACCCUGCCUUCUGCUUCCUAGAGCGAGUGGGCCGGCCAGACGAGAAGGCCAUCGCUGCUGAACAGAGAGCCAAUGACUUCAUGGAUGGGGACGUGGAUGACCCAGAAUACAAGCCUGCCCCAGCCUUGCUGAAGGACGAUAUGGAGGAUGACGCCUCCUCUCCUGGAGACCUGGUUGUCACAGACAACCCUGGAGAGGGUGCUCCAAUGAUGAUUGAGGAGUUAGGUGGUGGAGGUGGAGGAGGAGGAGAUGCAGCCUACUGGCCCUCCUCCUCAGUACUAACAGCCAGACUGAGACGUCUGAUCACAGCCUCUCAGCGCUACACCAAGUCCAGACAGAUCCUCCACAUCCACCAGACCCAGACACAGCACACCACCCAGGUCACGCCCUCACUGUGCCCCCUGCCACCCACCCUCAACGACACUAUCAACCCCAAGAUGGCCGCCAAGAUAGAACGCCAGCAGAGAUGGACGAGGCGAGAGGAAGCUGAUUUCUACCGUGUGGUGUCUACCUUUGGUGUGGUGUUUGACCCAGACCUGGGCUGUUUCGACUGGACCAAGUUCAGAGCCAUGGCUCGGCUGCACAAGAAGACAGAUGAGAGUCUGCAGAAGUACCUGUGGGCCUUCACUGCCAUGUGCAGGAGAGUGUGUCGCCUGCCACCCAGAGAAGGAGACACAGCGGUGGACCCCUCUCUGUCCAUUCAGCCCAUCACAGAGGAGCGUGCAUCUCGUACCCUCUACAGAGUAGAGCUGCUACGCCAGGUCAGGGAACAGGUCCUGCGCCACCCCUUGCUCUAUGAGCGCCUGCCCCUGUGCCAGCUGGGCUCGGACCUGCCCGUGUGGUGGGAGACCGGUACCCACGACCGAGAUCUCCUAAUCGGGGCCGCCAAGCACGGCGUCAGCCGCACAGACUACCACAUCCUCCGAGACCCAGAGCUCUGCUUCAUGGCUUCCCAGCGCAACUACAGCCAGAAUAAAGGAGUCCAACAGCCAUCUCAGACACCUACUCCUCUCCUGAACCCCCAGUACCAGGCUAGUAGAGACCCAGCCUUGGCAGAGUCCCCAGUGCCAACCCCAUUCCAGAUGGAGAGGGAGGACAUCCCGGGGGCAGUGCCCAAAGAAGAACCUCUCUCGGAGGGGGAGGAGCGCAUGGAGAGAGGGGGUCAGGUGGAGGGGGAGAGGUGGAGUCCCCAGCCUGCCCCUCUCACUCCUACAGGGAUAGAGGAGAAGCCUGACCUGGGGGUGGUGAAAGGAGAGAACGAGAGCCACAUGGUGGCGGCACGGACCAAGCCACUCACGCCCAACUCAGCCGCCAGGAAAGAGAAGAAAGCCAAUAAAAGAAGUCGAAGAGAGGCCAGACGAGCCGCCUCCGCAGCAUCAGACUCCGACUCGGACGGCUCCUCCUCCAGCUCUUCAUCACGAUCUUCUUCAUCAUCGUCGUCCUCUUCCUCCUCCCGCUCCGGAUCCAGCUCCUCUUCGUCUUCAUCCUGCUCAUCAGGCUCCUCAUCUUCCUCUUCCUCAUCUUCAUCUUCCUCUGUUGACAGUGAGAGUGAGGGAGAGGAAGGAAAGAUCAAGGUCCCGACAGUGGCCAUCGUGAAGGGAUUUGACGAAGACAGUGUGGCAUCUCUCAGCACCACUCAGGAUGAGAUGCAGGACAGUCACGUGACAGAGAACGGCAGCAACAACUCACACCACCACCCCUUCCAGGGAGGAUACAUGCUGGCUGCAUCCUACUGGCCCAAGGACCGUGUGAUGAUCAACCGUCUGGACAGUAUCUGCCAAGCAGUGCUGAAGGGGAAGUGGCCGGGGGCCCGGCGGUCGUACGAGGCAGGAGGGGCCGUAGCCUCCUUCUACACCACCAAGCUGCUGGACAAUGCAGCUGCGGCCAACAACAGCAGCAACCUCUGCUCAGCUUCCGCCUCGGCCUCAGAGGACCCCUCUGUCUCCCCUCAGGGUUCAAAGGUGAAGAAGCAUGUUGCAGGAGAAAAGGAGUUCUCAGUGAAAAUGAAUGAACAGGAGGGGGGUCUGAAGCUGACCUUCCAGAAGCAGGGGCCCGGCCAGCCCCUGAAGAGGCCCCUGGAGCCUGAGGAGGGGCCCAUGAGCCAGCAGCAGUACCUUACAAGGCUCCAUGAGCUCCAGAGUGCCUCAGACACCAGUCUGGCUGACUUCACCAAGCCCCAGGCUGCUAGCUUCCCACAGGCCUCUACAGGUCUGGCGGGUCAGAUGAAGCUGAACGGAGGUAUGGACGGCCAGCCGGUGGUGAAGAGGAGGAGAGGAAGGAGGAAGAAUGUGGAGGGGAUGGACCUGCUCUAUAUGAACAGGAACAGAGGACCAGCCGUGCCUGAAAGCGUGCCCCCGGCGUGGGGUGGUAUGGGUCAAGCUGGCACUGGGCUGUCUAUUGCCUCAGGGCAGGGUAACCCCCUAGGGGGUCAGGGCCCUAUGGACACAGAGAGCAGGGUCUCUGUCAUCAACCUGAAAGAUGGGACCCGUCUGGCUGGAGACGAUGCCCCCAGGAGGAGGGAGCUGGAGCUGUGGCUAAAAGAACACCCAGGCUUUGUGGCCGACACAGGGGCCUUCAUCCCUGGAGUGAAUAAGAGGCAGCUGGAGCAGUUCCAGCAGGAUGGUAGACCCAAGCAGAAGAGGCAUCGCUGCAGAAACCCCAACAAGAUCGAUGUCAACAGUCUGACGGGAGAGGAGAGGGUCCAGAUCAUCAACAGGAGAAAUGCACGCAAGGUUGGUGGGGCCUUCGCCCCCCCUCUAAAGGACCUGUGUGGGUUUCUUCAGGAGAACCCAGAGUACGGGGUUCCACCAGAGUGGGCCGACGUCGUCAAGCAGUCGGGCUACCUCCCAGAGAGCAUGUUUGACCGGAUCCUGACAGGACCCAUCGUACCAGAGGAGGUGAGUCGGCGUGGACGGAGGCCCAAGAGCGCCCUGGCCAAGGCUGCAGCUACAGCCAACCAGGGGGCCCCAUCCCUGGGCCUCAACCCCCUGCUGGCCAACGGCCUCCUCUCUGGCAUGGAUCUAUCUAGUCUACAGGCCUUCCAGCAGAACCUCCAAAGUCUCCAGUCACUGCAGCUCACUGCCGGCCUCAUGGGCCUGCCCACCGAUGCUAACAACCUGGCCGCCAUGUUUCCCAUGAUGCUCUCUGGUAUGGCUGGGCUUCCCAACCUCCUUAGCAUGGGGGGUCUGCUGGGAAAGCCCCCACAGGACACUACGGGGGGAGCUGAGCAGAGGAAGAGGAGGAAGGGAAGCAGAGAAGGAGGAAGAGGGGAGCCCUCGUCUGCCUCCUCCAAAGCCCCCUCCUCCUCCCACUCCCACGGCCUCUCCCACACCUCGGACACCAAAGGUGAAAGGACAGAAGGUCAAAGCAGGGACGGGGACGGCCACAUCCCCAGUGUCCAUUCCCCCUCCAGUUCCUCUGCCACCACCUCCACCACCACCCCACUAAGUGCUUCUGCUGCCCAGGCAGCCUCCAGUCACCCUCUGUCUCUUAACCCCUUGUUACUCUCCAGUAUGCUUUACCCAGGGAUGCUUCUCACUCCAGGCCUUAACCUUCCUGUGUCCACCACACAGCCACCACACAGUGACUCAAACAGUGACCACAAACCCCACAAGCCCACUAAGACCUCUAAGACCGACCCCUCAAAACCUCUGUCGCCAAGGAGAACACCAGAGUGUCAGGAAGAGGAGAGUCUUGGUGACAAGAGGGAGGAGUCAGGGGAACACAAGGAGGAGAACAGUGGUCCAGAAGGCUCGGGGAAGGCGGAGUCAUCUUCUUCAUCAGAGUCUGGGAGCUCUUCUUCAUCAUCUGAUGGGUCAUCAGACUCCAGCGAUGAAGACUGAGCGUAAUGAAAAUAUAAAUCUAUUUAUGGAUCUAUUAGAAAUGUACACACAUACAGUACCAGCCAAAAGUUUGGACACACCUACUCAUUCAAGGGUUUUUCUUUAUUUUGACUAUUUUCUGCAUUGUAGAAUAAUAGUGAAGACAUCAAAAUUAUGAAAUAACACAUAUGGAAUCAUGUCGUAACCAAACAAUUGUUCAACAUAUCAAAAUAUAUUUUAUAUUCUUCAAAGUAGCCACCCUUUGCCUUGAUGACAGCUUUGCACACUCUUGGCAUUCUCUCAACCAGCUUCUCCUGGAAUGCUUUUCCAAUAGUCUUGAAGGAGUUCCCACAUAUGCUGAGCACUUGUUGGCUGCUUUUCCUUCACUCUGUGGUCCAACUCAUCCCAAACCAUCUCAAUUGGGUUGAGGUCGGGUGAUUGUGGAGGCCAGGUCAUCGGCCAGGUCAUCUGAUGCAGCACUCCGUGACUCUCCUUGGUCAAAUAGCCCUUAUACAGCCAGGAGGUCUAUUUUGAGGUCAUGGUCCUAAUAGUUCUACCAAAUGCAAACCAGAUAGGAUGGCGUAUCGCUGCAGAAUGCUGUGGUAGCCAUGCUGGUUAAGUGUGCCUUGAAUUCUAAAUAAAUCACAGACAGUGUCACAUUCAAAACACCCCCAUACCAUCACACCUCCUCCUCCGUGCUUCACGGUGGGAACCACACAUGCAGAGAUCAUCCGUUCACCUACUCUGCGCCUCACAAAGACAUGGCGGUUAGAACCAAAAAUCUUACAUUUGGACUCAUCAGACCAAAGGACAGAUUUCCACCGGUCUAAUAUCCAUUGCCCAUGUUUCUUGGUCCAAGCAAAUCUCUUAUUAUUAUUGGUGUUCUUUAGUAGUGGUUUCUUUGCAGCAAUUCGACCAUGAAGGCCUGAUGCAGUCUCCUCUGAACAGUUGAUGUUGAGAUGUGUCCGAAUGAAGCAUUCAUUUGAGCUCUAGUCUGAGGUGCAGUUAACUGUAAUGGACGUAUCCUCUGCAGCAGAGGUAACUCUGUUUCUUCCUUUCCUGUGGUGGUCCUCAUGAGAGCCAGCUUCAUCAUAGCGCUUGAUUGUUGUAAAGAAACUUUCAAAGUUCUUGAAAAUUUCCGGAUUGACUGACCUUCAUAUAUUUUGAUUUGUUUAACAAUUUUUUGGUUACUACAUGAUUCCAUAUGUGUUAUUUCAUAGUUUUGAUGUCUUCACUAUUAUUCUAUAAUGUAGAAAAUAGUAUAAAUAAAGAAAAACCCUGGAAUGAGUAGGUGCGUCCAAACGUUUGACUAGUACUGUAUAUAUUACACAUAUAUAUGGAUUUCCCUGCACUUACAUUGUGAUUUCUUUUCAUGUAAAUAUAGAAAACGAACUAAAAUGUUGUGUAAUAAAGACUACAAAAGUGAAAAAAGAAGAACCAUGACCUCGGAUAAACUGAAAUGAACUUUCAGUGUUUGUUCAAAAAGGUACAAUCUUGUUUUGAGAGACAUUUUGCAUGUCAAACUUUAGUAGAUUUCUGAACUUUGUGAACUUGUAUUAGGCCUACACACAUUGAUGUACAAUUGCAACAGACUGAGAAAAAGAAAUCAAAAUGGCAUUAUUGUAAUUAUCAUGUUGGGAUUUAAUUUGAUUAAAAAAGAGGAAAUAAAUAUAGGCUCUCUGCUGAGCUGUACUCUUAAUAUAUUUUGUAGUGUGAGUAAAAGACCCUGAAUAUUUAGCUUUCCUUUGUAAGUACUGUUACAGGUUUUCUUCUUGACACUUACAGUAUACUUUGCGGAUCAUACGUUUGGAAAAGUCAGCAAUAACUCGGGCAGCUAAUGAAUGUGACUGAAGCUGUAGAUCCCUCAUCAGCCAUGUUUCUCACACAAGGGAGAGGUGUUCAGUCUCUGUUCCAAUGUCCACACUAUAACACAGUUAUUCCAAUGAAGAAAUGUAUUGGACAUUCAUUCUAAGUAAUAUGCUAGUGUGCAUUUUGGAAUGUAGUCUCCCCUGCUUGUCUCGCACAACCAACACACAUGGUUCUUUUGACACUGAGGUGCACUUUAGUUUCCCAUAUUACACUCGCUAGCACAUAACCAGUUGGGUCUUCUCCCCUGAGGACUGAAAGGACAGCAAACUGACAGGCUGCGCCAAAUGCUGCUCUCGCUGGGACAGAAAAGACACAAUUCCACCCCGGUGUUUUUGACUGCAUCGUUACCUCAGCGGAGUAUAGAAGGGAUUGAGUUCACUGCAAAUACAUCCUGUUGUGUGUGUAUUGGCAAAGGUUGGCUCACUCGUCCCCGCUGGAAUGUGUGUUCUUCAUGGCAUACUCUUGAGAGCUUCCACUCGCUUAGUCUCUUCCAACGCCUUGAGUCUGCGAGAGAGACUACCACUCACUGUUCUGGCUGUGUGUGUUUGUUUGCGUGGGCGUUUCUUUACAUUUUGGCUGAGUCAGUGUGUUCUUCAGGCCCUGUACUGAUUGUGUCCCAUGCGGUGCAGCAUCAAUCGGGCCAUUGUGUAUGGUGGUGUGUAUUGGGGAGGCUAGAGCAUUGGGUUCUACAACCAAAAGUGAAGUCACAUAAACAGUGACUGCUGGUAUAGUCGACAUCGUAUAAUCAACACCCCCUGAGUCAUCUUUAAUACUUUAAAAGCCCAUCAGUAUCUGUGUUCUAUUCGUAGUGCCGCCUUCUGCUAUCGAGUGAGCUGAAGAAUCUCCAAUGAGCUCUGACUGUGGGUGAUGUCUGUAGUCUUCCAUUCUGAACACAGUGUGUCCCUGUUGUGUUGAAUUACCUUGCUAUCAUAAACUAGUAAUGAAGUAGCUACACCGUAUGUGUAUUGAGGGACCACAGGGGUUUGUAUUGUCUCUGAUACAAUUGUAGAUUACUGAGUCAUCAAAAUUAUUUUCUUAAUUGACUGUAGAAAAGCAUAGUUUAUACAUCGAUUGCAGUGAUUCUGAAUAGUAUUGGGUUGGCUAUGGUAGGUUAAGUUUAGGCUUGAGUAAGACUGAAUAUCCAGACCUUCCUUUAGAACUGAGCUGCUUUGCUGACUAUGAUCUCUCUGUUUCAUGGGAAUUGGAGGCUUUUAAGUGUUAAUUUCUAGCCUGGAAUUCAAACUGAUAUGCUGUUUCAUCACUAAACACAUUGUUCAGUCUGGUUUCACCAGGCUAGUUAAUUUCUCCAUAUGACUUACUGAUCAAUCCACUGAUGACUUGAUCUGCAGACAGACUGAUAGAUGUAGAAGUGUCCUUACGCUCGCUGUACCUCUGUGUAUUUCACACUCUCACUUUCUCACUCAACUUCCAGUCAGUAUCUGAUGUGAUUUAAUAGAUAGAUGUUUUAUUUUCCUUAUUUUCUAUGGCUCAAUGGUGGUGUAUUUAUUCAUUACCAUAUGACAUGGCUCAUCUGUGCUCAUCCUCGUGGUAACCAAGGGAGACAGUGAGACUGGAAUUCAGUAUACCCUAAGUACCUGUUGUAAUUAUGUUUAGUGGAACAGUGCUUUCCGGAUUGAUACAGCACCGUGUAGGUGAACUGUCGGUACACAUUGGACUGCUAGGCAGGCACACAUUUGGAAAUGAUCUUGAAGAGGAAUGGGACGUUUUAUUUUACAUGGUGACAAUGAAACGUCACAACAGGUUACAUCUGUGGUAGAGACAUUCAUGUAGUCUCUUUCAGCCUGCAUGUAGCUGUUCACUGAGCCUAUAUUGAACCCAUUCAUCAACGUAUACAAGCCCACCACACAGACAGCCCUGCCCUGUUGUCUAAACCAAGACUGAUGAAGACACUCCACUCACUGAAAUAACAUUAACUUUAAAGGUGUUUGGUUUUCCCCAUUCACCUGUGAUGUCCUUUACCAUGGUUUCUGUGUGUAAACUCAGAGACAGCCAGGUUGUUUCUCUUCCUGAAAGUCAACCUAAAUAGAUUUAACAUUGUCAGUUUGCCACUUUAGUUUGGGCUGAUUCCGACCACUAGGUCUCACAAGCCUAGUGAUUUCAAUAGAACAAUCUUCAACUGUCAUUCUGUUCCACUUCAUACCUAGUCGAUCCCUAGAACGACCAGUGCCCUUAGGCAGAAGCCCAGCCUUUGCUGCUUCCAGGUUACAAUAUUGACCCAAAUAUGAUUGUUUUAGCAGGCUUUAUUUUCAGACCCAACAGGCAGACAAGGAUUCAUUCCUGCUAGUGUGACAAGAAGCCUGCUGAAUUUGCUAUAGCAGACCGAUAGCUCUGUUUAAGUUGAAAUGUUAGUACUGAGGGGAGAGCUGUAUUUGACUAAAGAUGGAACAAUAUAUUUGUUUUUAUUAUGUAUUAUGAUUAGAUAUUUCUGGUAGUUUGUUAUAGGUCUCACUAUGUCACAUACAUCUACAGUGCUGAACUGACUGAUUAGAAGCAGUCAUAGACUCGCCUCACUGGCACAAUGAAAUGACCAAUAUGCAACAGACAGAGACUAAUAAAGCACACACUACUACACGUUAAUUAGAAUUUUCAUUUUGGGUAAAGUAGUUGCUGAAAUGACGAAAAUAGAUUAUUGGCAUUGUAUUUUUUGUUUCAAGCUUGAUAAUAUCCUAAAGUCAUCAAGUCUGUUCUGGUUUUUGUUUGGUUGUUUUUUGGACAGUUGCAAUAUUUGCAAGUUGUGGUCUGUGUAGUCAAAUAAUAUGUUAUGUAGUGGGGAGGACAAGCGUCUUAAAAAGUCAUUUGUAAUUUAUUGGAUUACUUUCUAUGAAGUUCUAUAGAGGAAAUUGAAGUUUAAUUAUUUUUAUUAAACAUAUUCUGACUAUCCAUGAA